AUGAAUUCUAGGGUGAAGGGCUUGAGAAAAGCCAUCCAAGAGGAUGCCAACAUCAGUCGCUUCGUGGACUUGACCAAUACACAUUUACCGAGAUUGCCAAGAGCAUCAGCGAGAUACCUUGUUGCAAAAGUUCCUAUCGUGCAGUGGAUUCCACAUUAUUCUCUCCCUUGGCUGUGGAAUGAUCUAGUGGCCGGCAUUACCAUUGGAAUUCUUCUAGUGCCCCAGAGUCUGGCAUAUGCAAAAGUUGCCAAUAUCCCUUCCAGCUAUGGUCUCAUCUCAAGUUGGAUCCCGACGCUCUUCUAUGCAAUUAUGGGCACUUCCAAAGAUGUAACUGCUGGCCCAACUGCAAUCAUGGGUCUACUCACUGGUGAAAUUGUGAAUGACCUAACCAGUGAAGGUUAUAGCGCCCAAUCUAUCGCGAGUGCAGCUGCUUUUUGGGUGGGAAUAUACUCGCUGAUUCUCGGUCUCUUCCGCCUUGGAUUUCUUCUCGACUUCAUCCCUCUCCCCGUUCUCUCCGGAUACAUUUCUGCCGCUGCCAUCACCAUAGUUCUUCAGCAACUCAAAGGGCUGUUUGGCGAAGGCAAAAAAGGCAGUGGCACAGCGGGUGUCAUCCGUGAAUUUUUCGUCCGUCUUCCUUACACAAAUUGGCGGGCUUUCUUAAUUGGAGCAUCCGGCAUUGCUUUUCUGUUAGCAUUGCAAUUUGUAGGUCGCAAAUGGGGCAAGAAAUACCGUGCUCUUUGGUAUCUUUCUGUUGCCCGAAAUGCGCUCGUUCUUAUUCUUUUUACAUUGAUCAGUUGGGGUGUGAACAAGGACCGCCGGAAGGACCCUCUUUUUGGAAUCUCUAAAGUGACUGGCACAGGAAUUAUUCCUCCAAAGAAGCUAGAUAGCGUUCUGCUUCUCAAAGUCGCUGGUCGCAGCGUGGCAGUAUUCGUAGCUGCUGCCCUGGAGCACCUUGCUAUUGGGAAGGCAUUUGCCCGGCGCCAUGGCUAUGUUAUCGAACAAGACCAAGAACUUGGAUACAUUGGGAUCGUCAACUUGUUCGGAAGUUUCUUUUCUUGUAUGCCAAUCACCGGAGGCUUUUCACGUACUGCUGUGAACUCAGAGUCUGGUGUCAAGACCCCCCUUAGUGGCUUGGCCACCACUGCUUGUGUGCUUGUUAGCAUUUACAAACUAACUGGUGCAUUCUACUGGAUCCCUUCCGCCACCCUUGCAGCGAUUAUCACAGUCGCCGUAUGGCAAAUUAUUAUCCCAUUCCACGUUUUCUGGCACUAUUGGAAGACCUCCUUCGCCGACUUUAUCGGCAGUAUGGUUGCCUUCUGGGUAACGCUAUUUGUCGACGUUGAGAUUGGAAUUGCUGCUGCGGUCGGCUACAGUCUUGUCUACGUCUUACUGAGAAUCGCCUUUUCUCGUGUGACUUUGGUCACAACUCAUAAUUUCUCAAAAUUAUACCCAUCAGAGUCAUCAGAAUCAUCAGAGUCCAAAGUCCCAGCCAUACCUGAUGACACUAUGGUCUUUUUGCUUCAGGACUCUGUGCUCUACCCUAAUGCUGCUCGUAUCACACGUCAGAUUACUAAUGCGAUCUAUACAUUCAGUUCGGGGACAGAUGAAGUCACUUCUGAUAAUUACACAACAAACAAGGACUCAGCUGGGGACGCCAAUAGAUUGUGGAACGAUACAAAAUCUGCUCACAUCAGGAGACUGCGGAAAGACGCGGGCACUGAAAACACAGAGGAGAGCCCUCUACCCAAGCUUCGAACUGUUAUUUUGGAUAUGACCCGUGCUGCGCACGUUGAUGCUACUGCAAUGCAGGCUUUGGCUGAUAUACGAAGUAAUUUGAAAGAGUGGGCAGGCCCAAAUGCAGAGCUCAGAUUUGUGGGUCUCAAUGAGAGGGUCAAAGACCGUUUUAAGCGGUCCGAGGACUACUUUCAAUCUUUGAAAAGUAACAAGUCUCCCAGGGACGAGGGAUACAUUGUGUUUGAUGUUUUGCAGACUGCACUUUAUGAUUCUCAGUCAGGAGACGAGGAAGUGCACGCAAAGCAAUGA
Penicillium taxi is the source of this 2043-nucleotide messenger RNA. RefSeq lists its product as uncharacterized. Gene Ontology annotation, cellular component: membrane. NCBI's taxonomy places the organism in Eukaryota, Fungi, Ascomycota, Eurotiomycetes, Eurotiales, Aspergillaceae. Gene Ontology annotation, biological process: transmembrane transport. The record is from RefSeq and is a predicted model, not a curated record. Gene Ontology annotation, molecular function: sulfate transmembrane transporter activity. The transcript has 3 exons. Bases 1 to 2043 code for a protein of 680 amino acids.